Molecule: messenger RNA, 6017 nt
Organism: Scylla paramamosain (green mud crab)
Lineage: Eukaryota; Metazoa; Arthropoda; Malacostraca; Decapoda; Portunidae
Exons: 5
Coding region: 494-1999 (501 amino acids)
Source: RefSeq, a predicted model, not a curated record
GCAAGAGAGGCAGGGCCACUUGGUGCACUGCGCGAGGCAACGGAGAGCCAGGGAGCGUGGCACUCACCCGACACACGUGGCUGUGUUUAUAUCGGGGUGAACAUAUGUCCUUUUUAUUCUUCGUGGACCGUGGUGCGGGAGGUUUGCGGGAAGCAGGGAAACACGAGUAUUGACCUACAGCCCCUAACAAAGGACUUUCUAGAUCGCAGCAGCUUAACCAAUCCCAGAGCUGGGUUUCCGUGACGUCGCCUGCUGGGCGGAACGUUUGGUGUUCGUUUGCACUUACAGGACUUGAGUGUAAUAGUCAGGAGUUUCCAUGAUCAGUGUAGGAUAUUGUAAGGAGAACAGUGAAUGUUAUUAUAUGAAAGGAUGGUCAUCUAUUACAAAUGAAUGCGUUACAGAGGGAGAUAGUUGGUAGGAGGGUGGUGGCGGCGCCGAGAGUGUGGCCGGACGAGACACACUGAGACACUUACAGGUGUUUGUAAAUAUUAACAUGGCUUCCAACUUCUACCACUCCAUGGUGCAGCAGCCAACUUUUGUGCCGCCUGCACAGAAUUCUGUUCUACCUGAAGCUCCCAAAGAAAAGAAGAAAAGAACAAGAAAUCCUGAAAACUGGAAAAAAGAGAAAAGAAAACGUGCCAUCCUGUCCGGCCAGCCAUACGUGAACACCAAGGGGGAACUGGUCGGGCCGAGGGCCAUCGGGCCGGACUGUAACUGUAAGAAUAAGUGUUUUACGGCAGUCAACGAUGAAAAUCGCAACGCCAUAUUCAACGGCUACUAUUCCCUGAACAGCUAUGAUGAGCAGAAUGCCUACCUCUAUGGCCUCAUUCGCCGCCACGACAUUCAACGGAAGAGAAAGCCUGUCUCAGAACGGAGGACAUGCUCAUACAAGUAUUAUGUGCGAAUCAAGGGGAAGGAGAUCCAGGUUUGCAAGAAAGCCUUUGCCAACAUACAUGGCAUAUCAGACAAGAAAAUCAGAACAUUGUGCAUCAAGCAUGAGCAGAAUAUUUUAUUUCCCCGUGAUAAUAGAGGGAGGCAUCGGAACAGACCAAAAAAGGUGACCCCAGAAUUGGUGACCCUGAUCAAACACCACAUUCUUAAGAUGCUCUCUGGGCCUAAUGGCAGUGACUACAUCAAGACAGACAAGAACCAAGGUCCUGAUGUAAAUAUCUCUAAACUUCAUAAGAACUUCCUUCAGCAGUAUGAACCUGAGGCUAUAGAUAUGGAGACUGACAAGGUGAUCAAGGACUAUGAUGCAAAAGUCAAGUCUUGGCUCUACUUCAAGGUUUUUCAUGAAGAAUUCAAAUCAAUGGAUUUCAACACUGUCAAAAGGAAGCUGUCUGACCUCCGUAAGAGUCUAGAAGCCUCAGGGGCUAUCCAAACUACGAAAAAGAAAACUCCUAAGCAAUCUCGCUCCCGGCAGCGCUCACAAGAAGUCCAAAACACACGCAACACCCCUGCCAACCUAACAGAAGCACCAGUGCAGACACUGGGUGUGACCAUGUCAGCAGCACCAGGCACCCAGAUGACUGGAUAUAUGGGCAGCCAGCAGCCUCAUGCACUGCCUCCCAACCUACAGCUGAGUGUGCUGGGGCUACAGCACACAGGGGCACCCUUCAACCCUACUUCAGUCCAGCAACCCCAGCAACAGCCUCUCAAUCUCCAGACUGGGGGCAAUGGAAGUGGCCAAGGGGGAGAACAACCUCAGGCCUUGCCCCUCAACCUUCAUUCCAUGGGGGGCCACGUGCCCUCCUACUACCUCUCUCUUGGCCACAUGUCCAACCUCAUCUCUUUGCCAGUGUCUUCUGGAGGAGGAAUACAAUCUGCAAACUCUCAGACUGCUAAUUUCACUGCACAGCACAACAUGCAGCCGUUCAUCCCUGCACACACAGUCAGUGCACAAGCUGAGUCCGGACCAGGAGGAGGACAGCCCCAUGUCAUCCAGGGUGGGGUAGGGGUCACUUAUACUGGUCCUCAACACAACCCAAACAUGUACUGAUUGCCACAGCUUCCUUGUGAUAGUCAGUGAGUGUCUGUCCUUAUCUUGUAAGGAUACACAGGAAGUGUGUCAAAGUUAUGCAACUCGGUGAAAGACAAUGUUUGUACAUUUUUUUGCUACAUUAUUAAGGUGUUCUUAAGUUGUGGGAAGCUGAGAGGAAAUUCAUCAUUACUAUAGAGUUCAUAAAGUUAGCAAACCAUGGCUGUGCUAGAAUAGCUGAUGAAUGAAUCCUUUCCUGUUGCUGUAUACUUUUGUAUUAUGGCUUCAUCACCCACUUAUUAAUUAAUACUGAAAGUCUCCAUCUCUGGAGAGUACAUAUACCUCUUAGGCGGGCAUUAAACAAACAAUAUUGUAAUGAAUAUGAAUGAAAUUUUUAGUAAUUGUUAAUAAUUAUGUUUUUAUAGUAAUUAUUGUUAAUGUGUGUUGUAACUAAACACAAAGUGACUUUUGGUUUUGAGUUGUCAUUUUAUUUGUCUGAAUACUUUGAAUGAUCUGACCCACCAUUUAUUUUCUUAUAGAGAACUGAUGUGAAUAGUCAACUAAAAGAACAGUAAUUUUCCUUGGGCUGAAUUUUGGCAUGGUUCCUUAGUACAGUAAUUCCCUCAAUAACUAGACUCGCCAAUAUCCAGACAGAACUGUAUCUGGAUAUUAAACUGGACACAUUCAGUCAAGUAUCCAGACAUAUACCAGCCACCAUUGUGAUUUGAGUUUCCUGCCAUGCACCUCCUUUUCUCUCAUCUUCUUUCACAAGCAAGGUGACAUGAUUAAUGUUGUGGCAACAAGUGGUUUAUCCACGAGUAAUCUGCAUGCUCAGGUAUAAGAAUUAUAUACGGAAAUAUGUAUACAAUACAUAACCUGUAUGUACUUUUAUUAUUGGCAGAUAUAUUGUAUAUAUUUGUAGUGAUUUUUCAUAGUGGUAUUUCUUACUUUUACUAUUUUUGUUCCGUGUACCUACACAGCCAUAACUCUUCCCUGUUCUUGCUGAGCCUUUGAUCAUGGUCACAUCUUUGCUGUUGUCACCUGUUGCCUCUUACCAUGGAGCACAUGUCUGCUUUUGUGGUUGUGCCAUGGCUUCUUCAAGGCUUACUUACUCUCUCAUGCCUUUCACUGCUGAGAAUGAUUUUUUAUGAUGUAUUAUCACAAAAAAAUUUAACAUUUGUUUCCAUAAGUUAUGAGGCUUCAUUUGACACAGGCACAUACAGAAAACAUAUAAAUCACUGAGAAAAUGCAAUUACAGGUACUGUGGCAGAUAUAGGACAAUAACAUAGAAAGAAAGAAAAAAAAACACCAUAAAUAAGCAUUUGUGACAAAUAUAGAAGAAAUUUAUCUUAAAAUUGGCUGUAUAUGAAUAUAAUACUUUACAAUACCAUUUCCCAUGCCAGUAUUACUGAUUUACAGUAAAUGAUGCAAAUGAAAUGGAUAUUCAAUAUCUGGACAGACAUGCUGUGAACAAAUUGAGAUGGAUAUUGAAGGGAUUACUGUACAUAAUUUGAUGCUUUUGGUACAAAGAACUCAUCACAGUUUACUGUGUAUCACACACACUCAGACACAUUACUUACUAUAUAAGUAUCAUAGGUGCAUCAAAGCUUAUGUACGAGUAUCAUACACCUCUACACUAUCUCUGUAUACCCUCUGUAAAGGAGGUAGCUGAGACAAGGUAUUUCCAUAACUACGUUCACAUUCAUGAUAAGCUAGUACAUUCACAAGUAUCCUCCACAUUUGAACCCCUGGACAUUAGGGAAGAAAGUACUGAACCUCAAAGUAUGAGGGCUGUUCACUGAGUUUUUGGCCUAACAUAGAAGGGGAGACAGGAGCCUGUCUUGGCUGGAAGACAUUCAUACAUGUACCAACAAGUAAUGCAUGGACUGGCAUCCUCUCAGUGAUUUUAUUCAGUUCAACGGUGACUUUUUGUGAGUAGGGAUGGUGCCUUUUGGCAAAAUGAAAGAAGUUGAACAGCGGGCUUUGAUAAUGUUUUCCGUGAUUCAAGGGAAAGCGCCACAGUUGAUUCAUAAAGAAUUGAGGAUAGCACUAAGGGAAUUGCCCUAUUCUCUUCCACUGUCAAACAUUUUGGUGUUUUUCUUAAGCAGGAGAUGGAUUUGUUGUUACCAUCUUGCACAAUCACCAACUUUUCCAAGGUGUCUGCCCAAUGGAUACCAGGAAUGCUACUGCUUGACUAGAAGAGGAACCAGAUAAUGACAUCAACAGAGAUGUUGGCCCUCAUGAGAGCAGAUCCAGAGGGAUUCAUGGCCCAAAUCAUAACCCAUGAUGAAACGUCGGUUUCUCAUUUUGAUCCAAAAACCAAAGUUGAACCAAAGCCAAAUCUAAGCAAUAGAAGUAUCCCUCCUCUCUGACACCAUAAAAAUUCAGGGUCAUGAAGUCAUCCCAGGUUAUGGUAACGUGUUCUCGGACCCUGAAGGGAUCCUCCUCAUGUAAUUCUUGGAUCAUGGUUGUACCAUUAAUGGACCAUAAUAUGCUGAUCUACUGGGGAAGCUUCAGGAGGCUCUGUUUGAAGAAUGCUGAGGGAGAGUGACCUGAGGUGUUCUCUUGCAUGGCAAGAGUAUGGUGACCCGUCAAUAAAGUGGUGUCCUGUGGCUUCAAAUUGUUGCCCCAUCCCCCUUAUUCCCCUGAUCUGGCACCAUCUAACUCACUUUUCCCACAUGGAGAAGCAGCUGCAGGGCAUCUCUUUCACUGAUGACAGAGACCAAAGGAGGUCAUGGAGGUUUUGGAGGGAUUCAACCCACUAUUCCUCAGAGAUAGAUUUUUGCAGUUGAAGACAAAACUGGAGAAAUGCAUCACAGUUGAAGGUGAUUAUGUUGGAAAAAAAAAAAAAGUUGAGUGAACCUUUGCUCUUUUUUUACACCUGGGUUAGGCCAAGAACUCAGUGAACAUCCCUCAUAUUAGUGUCCGUUGUGCAGCAUAGUAAACAACUUCCACAUCAGGGCUAACAGCAGAGCUAAUAUACCCUUGCUGCUCUGUAGUACUAGACCUAUCAGACUCACUGCAUCAGACCCGAUCAGUUUUUAGAUCUGAUGCAGAAUCUUGCAUCAAGGCAAUCAAACUUGUUCCUUUUCAUGCAUUCACAAUUUCUUCAUUAAUUCCUGUUAUGCAGAAUUACUCUUCCCUGCUCCUUAACCAUCUUUCUUGCAGCUAAUGCUCUCUCCACAUGAUUAAUUUGCUCCUGUGGUCUCUGUGGUCUUCCACUUAGCCUUAUACCUUUCAAGUGAGAUCUUGUUAUUUCACAGUAUAAUCAUAUAGUAGGCUUAGAUCACUUUAAAGGGAGGAUAGCACAAAUGAAACAUUAUGCCACUCCUUGACAUAAGUUGGGUGAUUCUAUAAAACAGUAGUGCUUAGCUCAUUGCUGAUAUGAUGAGAGUUUAAUCCUGGUGUCUGGCAGCUCCUCAGUGAAAGCAUUGGCUCACUUCAUAUCAUCAGGAUGAGCUUUUUGGUCCAAGGCAACUGACUCAAGGAAUGCUUUGAUCUGACAAAUGAAAUAUAUUACAAUGAGAAAUGUCAUAUAUAAUAAUGUAUAUGCAGUGCAACAAAUUUCAGUUCAUGUACCACACAGUGCAAUACACAUUACUGAGGGCCAAAGACUAAUUUUUCCCAGAUGUGCAGUGAUUAUUAUGACACAAACAGAAGAGUGGACAUAAUAUUCAUAAUUUUCUGACCUACAUUUCUCAUUCUGUGCCCUGAGAAUGUUGGUCAUCAGCUAAAUGAUUAUGAUACAUUGUUAAAUCAGGGAAGGUUUGUUGGUUUAAAACAAUUACUGGCUCACCUAUUCUUCAAGGCAGCCAUGUGACACUGGUAUCUUGUGUCCAGUGGAUUGUAAAGUAUUUUGUAAUAGAAUACUAAAUAAUUAUACAAUGCAUGAUGGGAGGGGAAAAAAGGAAAGAAAAAAAGUAAAUGAUUAUGACAUACCCAUGGACAUGAAGAAUCACGGAUAUUGGAAGAUUUGUAAUACGUACUUUGUAAAAAUAAGGCAUUAUGAGGCCAUACAUAAAACCCUCACUCUGUGCCA